Molecule: messenger RNA, 1482 nt
Organism: Molossus molossus (Pallas's mastiff bat)
Lineage: Eukaryota; Metazoa; Chordata; Mammalia; Chiroptera; Molossidae
Gene: FBXO4
Product: F-box protein 4
Exons: 7
Coding region: 32-1195 (387 amino acids)
Biological process (GO): protein polyubiquitination; SCF-dependent proteasomal ubiquitin-dependent protein catabolic process
Cellular component (GO): SCF ubiquitin ligase complex
Molecular function (GO): protein binding
Source: RefSeq, a predicted model, not a curated record
CUGCGCCACGUCCCCUGCGGCGCCGGCGACCAUGGCGGGAAGCGAGGCGCGCCCGGGAUGCGGCUCCCCUCAGCCGCAGCACAGCGACUGGAGCCGCCUGGAGGCGGCCAUCCUCAGCGGCUGGCGGAGCUUCUGGCAGUCGGUGGGCAAGGAGCGGGCGGCGCCCAGCGCCUCCCGAGAGCCGGCGGACGAGGAGCCCAGCGCCCUGGCGCGGCUGCCGAUUGACGUUCAGCUAUAUAUUUUGUCAUUUCUCUCACCUCAUGACCUGUGUCAGCUGGGAAGUACUAAUCAUUACUGGAGUGAAACUGUACGAGAUCCGAUUCUGUGGAGGUAUUUCCUGUUGCGGGACCUUCCUUCUUGGUCUUCUGUAGACUGGAAGUCUCUUCCAGAUCUGGACAUCCUGAAGAAACCUGUAUCCGAAGUCACCGACGGUGCGUUUUAUGACUACAUGGCAGUCUAUAAAAUGUGCUGUCCAUAUACAAGAAGAUCCUCGAAAUCUAGCCGUCCUAUGUAUGGAGCAGUGACUUCAUUUUUACACUCAUUGAUCAUUCAGAAUGAACCUCGAUUUGCUAUGUUUGGACCAGGUUUGGAAGAACUGAAUACAUCUUUGGUGUUGAGCUUGAUGUCUUCUGAGGAACUUUGCCCAACAGCUGGUUUGCCUCAGAGGCAAAUUGAUGGUAUUGGAUCAGGAGUCAGUUUUCAGUUGAGCAACCAACAUAAGUUCAACAUUCUAAUAUUAUAUUCAACUACCAGAAAGGAAAGAGAUAGAGCAAGAGAAGAGCAAACGAGUGCAGUUAACAAGAUGUUCAGCAUACAGAACGAAGGGGAUGAUCCACAAGGAGGCCGAUACAGUGUAAUUCCACAAAUUCAGAAAGUGUGUGAAGUUGUUGAUGGGUUCAUCUAUGUUGCAAAUGCUGAAGCUCAGAAAAGACAUGAAUGGCAAGAUGAAUUUUCUCGCAUUAUGGCAAUGACAGAUCCAGCUUUUGGAUCAUCAGGAAGACCAAUGCUGGUGUUAUCUUGUAUUUCUCAAGCAAAUGUAAAAAGAAUGCCCUGUUUUUAUUUGGCGCAUGAGCUGCAUCUGAAUCACCUAAACCACCCAUGGAUGGUCCAGGACACAGAGGCUGAAACUCUAACAGGUUUUCUGAAUGGCAUUCAGUGGAUUCUUGAAGAAGUGGAGUCUAAGCAUGCAAGAUGAUCCUUCUUUUAGAUCUUGGAACUGAAACCAUUUGAAACUUGCUACUGAGGUUAUGAUGUGAUUAUUUGCUCAGUCAGCUCAUUUUGUCCUGCCUUUAUGCAGGUAGGCUUUUUAUUGGACAGCUGUAGCUGCUGUGUUUUCAAGAUAAUUUUUAGUUUUUCCCGGAAAUCAAUUACAAGAAAAAGUUUCAGUGUAAGCAGUUAGCUCCACAAUGAACCUUUUAAGAUUUUUUUGAUAAUUUUUAUAUUUUCUCUCUUUUUAAAAAUAUUAAAUUCUGGAAAAAACAA